CAAUCAUUAAACAAACCCAAAUCAAAAUACAAAAAGUUUCAAACUCCCUCCAAUUAAUAAAACACUAAAAACCAGUCCAAUAGGAUAACCUUGAUUGAAGUGAACUAACUCAUCACAUGAAUCUCCUCACUCUUGUCUCCUACAACUCACCCAAUCUCCCAUCUACCACUGUCCUUCAUUAACCCCUCAAAUUCCUCCACGCGCCACCAUCUUCCACAACAAACCCAAGCAGCGCGUGUCAUUCAACUUCAUCACCCUCACCCCAAAACAAGAAACAUAACGACCUAAAAAUUUGGUUCCACUUUCCAAUUAUAGCUUACUUCCUUUCCCUUUGGAUCACACACUAAAAAAAUUAACAAAAAAAAAAUCCAAAAAAAAACUCUCUCUCUCAUACACUUUCUUCUCAGCUUUUGUUUUGUUUUUUUUGUUUCUCUCUUUUUUUUUCUUUCUGUUUUCUAUAUGUCUCGUGCUCCGAAUUACGAGUUUCAGGAAUGGUGGAACAAACAGAGAGAAAGAGAAAAUCUCGAUCUAUUCGAAGAUAAAUCCGAUCAAUCCUCUUCUGCUUUUAUCACCGUCGAUGUCUCCGGCAGCGGCGGCGGUGGAGGAAGCAACAACAACCGGUCAGAUCCGUCGGUGAGAAAAGAGCGUGCACGAAGCGCGCGGCAGUUAUCAUGGGUUUGUUUGUUAAAAUUCCAACAAAUUGCUUCAACCGUUGGGUUUUUAUCCAACGGUUUGCUUCACCUUAUCCGAACGGCGAAUCGGAGAAUUGCUUCGCGCGAUUCGCCGGCGGAUUCGUCUUCGUCGCGGCUUUAUAAAGCCAUCAGGGUGUUUUUGAUUGUUGUAAUUGCGUUGUUAGGGUUUGAGCUGGUUGCUUAUUUUAAAGGCUGGCAUUUCCGGCCGCCGUCGGUUGGGUCGGCUGAUGUGUUGGGAUUGGUUGGGGAGUUUUAUGCGCGGUGGAUUGGUAUUCGGGCUAAUUAUUUAGCGCCGCCGUUGCAGAUGUUGACGAAUAUGUGUAUUUUGUUGUUCAUUGUGCAGUCGGUGGAUAGGAUUAUUUUGAUUUUGGGAUGUUUUUGGAUCAAGUUCAGGAGGAUUAGGCCUGUGGCAAGUGUGGAUUAUGAUAAGAAUGUUGAGAGAGUUGAGGAUUAUCCAAUGGUUUUGCUUCAGAUUCCUAUGUGCAAUGAGAGGGAGGUUUACCAUCAAUCCAUUGCAGCAGUUAGUAUCCUGGAUUGGCCAAAGGAGAGAUUGCUUGUACAAGUUCUUGAUGAUUCGGAUGAAGUAGAAAUUCAAAACCUCAUCAAGGCAGAAGUGCAUAAAUGGCAACAAAGGGGUGUUCGGAUUAUAUAUAGACAUAGGCUUAUACGCACAGGAUACAAGGCGGGGAAUCUUAAAUCAGCAAUGGGUUGUGAUUAUGUUAAGGAUUAUGAGUUUGUGGCAAUAUUUGAUGCUGAUUUCCAGCCAACACCAGAUUUCUUAAAGAAGACAGUACCUCAUUUCAAGGGAAGGGAUGAUUUGGCAUUAGUCCAGGCAAGAUGGGCAUUUGUAAACAAGGAUGAGAACUUGCUAACAAGAUUACAGAAUAUCAAUUUAUCUUUCCACUUUGAGGUUGAACAACAGGUGAAUGGUAUCUUCAUUAACUUCUUUGGUUUCAAUGGAACUGCUGGUGUCUGGAGAAUAAAAGCCCUAGAGGAGAGUGGGGGCUGGUUAGAGCGAACAACUGUUGAAGACAUGGACAUUGCUGUUCGUGCUCAUCUUUGUGGAUGGAAGUUUAUUUUUCUCAAUGAUGUUAAGUGCCUCUGUGAGCUUCCAGAGACAUAUGAGGCCUAUAAAAAACAACAGCACCGUUGGCAUUCUGGUCCAAUGCAAUUGUUCCGUCUGUGUUUUGUUGAUAUACUUCGUUCAAAGGUUAGUUGGGCAAAGAAGGCUAAUUUGAUAUUCCUUUUCUUCCUCCUGAGGAAGCUUAUUCUCCCAUUUUAUUCAUUCACCCUCUUUUGCAUCAUUCUUCCAUUGACCAUGUUCCUUCCCGAAGCUGAGCUCCCAGCCUGGGUUGUUUGUUACAUUCCUGGAGUCAUGUCUAUCCUAAGUGUUCUUCCAGCUCCACGGUCAUUUCCAUUUAUAGUACCAUAUCUUCUAUUCGAGAACACUAUGUCAGUAACAAAAUUUAAUGCAAUGAUAUCUGGAUUAUUUCGCUUCGGAAGUUCGUACGAAUGGGUGGUUACAAAAAAGUUGGGAAGAUCAUCCGAGACAGAUUUGGUUGCCUUCGAAAAGGAAUCCCAACCUCUAAUGCGGUCUCAUGGUCUUCAUCGAUCUUCUUCAGAUUCAGGCAUUGAAGAACUAAGCAAACUCGAACUCUCAAAGUUAGUUCCAAAGACUAAGAAAAACCGGCUCUACAGGAAAGAACUUGCUCUUGCAUUUAUUUUGUUAACAGCCUCAGUUAGAAGCUUACUAUCUGCUCAAGGAAUUCACUUCUACUUCCUAUUAUUUCAAGGGAUAAGUUUUCUGGUUGUUGGUCUUGAUUUAAUCGGAGAGCAGGUUAGUUGAACUCCAGCUUUUAGUGGAUGCAAACCCUCCUCUCAGAUCCUCAUUGAUUCUAGAUAAAAGUUCAUUAUAGCCGAACCUUAAACCUAUCUCAGAACAUACCGAUUUUAAGUCUAAGAUGUUCUCAGUGGUUUUGGCUACCAUUUUAAAGCAAAUCAGUUGCUGCUUUGCACCAAAUUUGCAGUACUGUUGUUUGCUUUUUGUUGUAAAGACCAGUUGUUUCAGUUCUGAAUGGCAAAAUGUGUUGACACUUGAAGAAAAUAGGUUUCUGACCGCAAACCAGUUGCUUGCAUGCCUGAACUGAAAAGGAGGAGAUUGUUAGAUUACAACAUUUGUUAUUCUUUUUCAAUAUGAUAUACUGUACAAUUUCAAGUUUCAUUGUGUUGUUGCUUAAAUUGUAUUUGUUAUCAAGACACUUAGAUUUCUGGUACAGGCCACAGCAAGCAUGUUUUCAUCGUUA
Lathyrus oleraceus (garden pea) is the source of this 2995-nucleotide messenger RNA. Its product is annotated as probable xyloglucan glycosyltransferase 6. NCBI's taxonomy places the organism in Eukaryota, Viridiplantae, Streptophyta, Magnoliopsida, Fabales, Fabaceae. The transcript has 5 exons. The coding region runs from base 460 to 2538 and encodes 692 amino acids. Gene Ontology annotation, molecular function: glycosyltransferase activity. The record is from RefSeq and is a predicted model, not a curated record. Gene Ontology annotation, cellular component: Golgi apparatus.